AACUUUUGAUGUCUGAAAAUGCCGAUGUCCGUGCCGUGAAACCGGUCAAAAAUUGUAUAUUUAUCACGCCAAAACAACAGUUGAUUGAUCCUAGUAAAGUGAAGAUUUAAGCACAGGAGGUUAGAUGUGAUUUCAGUCCAUCUUGAAGCGAAUUUUUACUUCAAUAAUGCUUAAUUUUGCGGGACAACCGGGCCGAUUUGCUCCGAGUUUGGGAAGACUUGUCAGCCGCUCAAGCACAUUCAGCAGUUCAGUCUCAGCCAGCGCUUCCCCGUUCAUCCCUAUCCAGGGACCGUUCGCCCAAGCUUCCAGCCCUGUCCGUGGUCUUUGGUUUUCAUGCUCUCGUUACUUGCAUUGUACUGAGAGACCCCUGAUAAGCAGAGUAGAAGCAUCAUCGUCACUUCUCAACUUCUGCCGAGUGCCGUGUCUGUCCUUGGACCACUGUGCAUCUCAAUCAUGUCAUCAAAGAUUCUUAGGAACAUCAAGCCCUUACAAUGCAUUGACCAAGAAGUCUACUCUACUACCGGAGGAGAAACCAGGAAUAAUGACUCGAAUGUUAGAUUCAGUUGGGAUAAGUGGGAAUUUCAGAUUCAACAGAUUUAAAAUGAGAGUUGCUGGACUUAAUAUGUAUCAAGCUUGUGCUGAUGGCUAUAAUUUUGAAACAUUCUUUAGAGCAUGCAACAUGCCUGAUACUCUUUUUUCAUGGUUCUUAAUCAUGGAGCUUCAUGUAUGGAUGUGCAUGGUGAGAUUAAAGCAAGAAGGCCGUGAAGGGAAGUACAUGACUCACUAUCUUAUCCUGUCAAUGUGGCAUGAUAUUCAAGCUCGAGGGAAGCUCAUGGGGAUUCCAUCAGUUAAGAUGAAGGAGAGUUUGUCUAAGAUGGUGGAGCAGUUCAAUGGCGCCCUCUUUGCCUAUGAUGAGGGAUUACUGUCAAAUGACAAGGUAUUAGCAGCUGCAUUGUGGAGGAACCUUUUCCUUCGAAACUGUGAUGAUCCAGAGCGAUUGGCUAAUAUGGUUGAAUAUGUCAGGCAACAGGUCCAAUACCUUGACAGUCUGGACAGCAGUAAACUUCUCCAGGUUGGUCGGAUCAAAUGGCAACCUUACACUGGUGGGAUACCAGACUCUGAUGAACCGCUCCCGAAAGCUGCCUCCAUUGAAGAUGAACUCAACAUCCCUGAGGUGGACAAAGUGCCAGUUUCAUGAGAGUCUACCGUACUCUCUGAUUGUAAUAUUUGAUUCAUUGCUUGGUCACACCAAUUUUCAUUGAGGACCUACUCGGGAGAUUGUAGACUCCAAAAGCUUUGUGAUGUUGAU
Messenger RNA from Lytechinus variegatus (green sea urchin), 1309 nucleotides. RefSeq names its product ubiquinol-cytochrome-c reductase complex assembly factor 1-like (gene uqcc1). The coding region runs from base 167 to 1198 and encodes 343 amino acids. The transcript is spliced from 9 exons. Gene Ontology annotation, cellular component: mitochondrion. Gene Ontology annotation, biological process: mitochondrial respiratory chain complex III assembly. NCBI's taxonomy places the organism in Eukaryota, Metazoa, Echinodermata, Echinoidea, Temnopleuroida, Toxopneustidae. The record is from RefSeq and is a predicted model, not a curated record.